Molecule: messenger RNA, 951 nt
Organism: Abrus precatorius (Indian licorice)
Lineage: Eukaryota; Viridiplantae; Streptophyta; Magnoliopsida; Fabales; Fabaceae
Product: inositol oxygenase 2-like
Exons: 11
Coding region: 1-951 (316 amino acids)
Biological process (GO): inositol catabolic process
Cellular component (GO): cytoplasm
Molecular function (GO): iron ion binding; inositol oxygenase activity
Source: RefSeq, a predicted model, not a curated record
AUGAUCACAGUCAUUGAACAACCUGAUCUUGGCUCACAUUUUGAAGGAAAAAACGUGCAUGCUGAAGAAACCAAUGAGCUUGUGUUGGAAGUUGAAUUUCCCCUGCCAAAGCUGAUGUCAGAGGAUGAAUUUAAGGCCCCAGAAAUGAAUGCAUUUGGCCACUCCUUCAGAAAUUAUGCUGAAGAAAGCGAGAGGCAAAAGGGUGUGGAGGAAUUUUAUAGGCUGCAACACAUCAACCAGACGUAUGACUUUGUCAAGAGAAUGAGGGAGGAAUAUAUGAAAUUAGACAAAGGAGAAAUGGGUAUAUGGGAAUGUUGUGAGCUACUUAAUGAAGUGGUGGAUGAUAGCGAUCCUGAUUUGGAUGAACCUCAAAUUCAACAUUUGUUGCAAUCAGCUGAGGCCAUCAGAAAAGACUAUCCUAAUGAAGAUUGGCUACAUUUGACCGCUCUUAUCCAUGAUCUUGGAAAGAUUCUUCUCCUUCCUAGCUUUGGUGAACUUCCUCAAUGGGCAGUUGUUGGAGAUACAUUUCCUCUAGGCUGCGCUUUUGAUGAAUCAAAUGUUCACCAUAAGUAUUUCAAGGACAACCCAGAUUUCAAAUGUCUUGCUUAUAACACUAAAAAUGGGAUCUACACUGAAGGAUGUGGACUAGACAACGCAGUGAUGUCAUGGGGACAUGAUGAUUACAUGUAUUUGGUUGCUAAGCAAAAUGGUACUACUUUGCCAUCACCAGGAUUGUUCAUUAUUAGAUACCACUCUUUCUAUCCUUUACACAAGGAAGGUGCAUAUACUCACUUGAUGAAUGAAGAAGAUAUUGAGAAUUUGAAGUGGCUCAAAAUAUUCAACAAAUAUGAUCUCUACAGCAAGAGCAAAGUUUUAAUUGAUGUUGAAGAAGUUAAGCCAUACUAUCUUUCACUCAUUGAGAAGUAUUUCCCAGCGAAGCUUAAAUGGUGA